Messenger RNA from Ipomoea nil (Japanese morning glory), 750 nucleotides. RefSeq lists its product as uncharacterized. The transcript has 2 exons. The record is from RefSeq and is a predicted model, not a curated record. The coding region runs from base 1 to 750 and encodes 249 amino acids. NCBI's taxonomy places the organism in Eukaryota, Viridiplantae, Streptophyta, Magnoliopsida, Solanales, Convolvulaceae.
AUGGUAUCAGAGCGACGCCAUAGCUACGCAGUAGUAGUGAUGAUGAGCAACGAAAUUGAUGAAGGCAACUCAGCCAGACAGACAUCGCCUCCUGCAAAUCAGAAUCCAAUCAGCCACAGUCCGAUCCAGAGGAGUGAUGGGUUUGAUGAUCCAUUCUACUUGCACAUUACCGAGAAUCCAAAUUUUGUUCUCGUUUCUCCUCCUUUGUCUGAACAUAAUUACGCAUCGUGGAGCCGAUCGAUGAAGAUAGCCUUGGAUGUUAAAAAUAAAUUUGGCUUUGCUAAUGGAUCCAUUCCAAAUCCAGGUGAAGGUGAUCCAAAAUUUUAUGUAUGGAGGAGAUGUAACAACAUUGUGUGCUCGUGGAUUUUGAAGUCUCUCAAUUCCAGUAUUGCAGAAACUGUUCUAUAUUAUGAAAUACCCGCAGACAUUUGGAAGUCCCUUAAGAAAAGGUAUUCACAAGCAGAUCCUCACAGAAUUGCUGAAUUGCAGAAUCAAAUCUACAGGAAUUUAUGUACCUGCAAUCUAUUACGUAAAAUGCAGAAAGAAAGAGCAGAUGACCAAGUUAUUAGGUUCCUAGAUGGACUCAAUGAUGAAUUUGAGUCUAUAAAGUCAGGUGCUCUUGUAAUGGACCCUAUUCCAGAUAUGGAAAAGGUCAUUAACAUGGCUUUGAAAAUAGAAAGGAAGUUUAAUGGAUCCAUUGUACAAAGAAGCAAUGAACUGGUUCAGUCCAAUGUUGUUCAGAGUGGUUAG